CAGAACCCAAAGCACAAUAUGACGAAUUGUAUAAAAGUAUAUAAUUUCUAAUUUUUCAUAGUUAUUUUAGUUGGUGAUUCAAGUGUUGGGAAGACUAGUUUUUUGAUUAGGUAGGAAUUUAAAUUCAAAUUAGAUUAACCAAAAAUGUUAUAAAAAAAUAAUCAUAACCUACAAUAGGAGUUGAAUAUGCAGCCUAAUCGAUAUUACUUGCAGAUGUAGACAAGAUUGUAAAAUCUGUAAUUUGGGAUACUGCUGGAGCUGAAAAAUACAAAGCUAUUACAACAGCUCAUUAUCGCAAAUCUGAAGGAGCUUUAUUGUUUUAUGAUUUAUGUGAUAGAAAUUCAUUUGAUAAUGUUUUAAGUUGGCGUUAAGAAGUAAUAUAAAUCAAUUGAUUUUCAGAUUUUAUAACAUACAGAUGAUAAAAUAAUGAUUAUGUUAAUAGGAAACAAAUUAGAUUUGUUGUAAGAUAAUCCAUAAAAUCGAUGUGUUUCUAUUGAAGAAGUAGAAUAAAUCUGUUAAUAAUAUAAUAUGUUAUAUAAUGAAACUUCAGCAAAAGAAGGAACAAAUGUUAAAGAAUGUUUUGAAUAAUUAAUUAGGAGUAAUAUUAUGUACAAAUUCAUAAAUUAGAAAUAUAUGAAUCAAAAUCAUAAAAUAUAGAAGAAGAAAUACCAGGUUAAAGAUAUGAAAUAGAUGAUAUAAAAUCUGAAAAGAAAACUUAAGAAUUUGCUUAACCAAAUAUUUUAGCUGUUCCAAUUAAAUAAAAUAAAGACACUUCUGAUACUUGUUGUGGAACUUCUUGA
This is a messenger RNA of Paramecium primaurelia, 800 nucleotides long. The record is from the annotation of a GenBank genome assembly. NCBI's taxonomy places the organism in Eukaryota, Ciliophora, Oligohymenophorea, Peniculida, Parameciidae.